GGAGAGGAGCAGUUUACAGAAUCACCAAUCAAACACAUUCCUAGCUACAUGACCUAUAUUCAAGAAAUGGAAAUGGUAUUGAUGAUCUCUUUGUUCUUAACUACCCUCUUAACUCUUGUCUUGCUUGGAAAAUUCCUCAAACGAAACACUACCAAAGUGAACCGACCACCAUCUCCAUGGCGGCUUCCUGUGAUUGGAAACCUCCACCAGCUCACCCUCCACCCUCACCGUGCCCUCAAAACCCUCAGUCUCCGGUAUGGACCACUCAUGCUCCUUCAUUUUGGUCGUGUCCCCAUACUUGUGGUCUCCUCUGGUGAAGCAGCUUACGAGGUAAUGAAAACACACGAUCUUAAGUUUGCAAACCGCCCCAAAUCAAAAGCCGUUAAUGGGCUUUUUGACGGUGGACGUAAUGUGGUGUUUGGUACCUAUGGAGAAUUUUGGAGACAGAUGAAGAGUGUAUGCAUUCUGAAUCUGCUCACCAACAAAAUGGUAGCCUCUUUUGAGAAGGUAAGAGAAGAAGAGGUAACUGAAUUGAUCGAGAAGCUAGAGAAAGCAAGUAGUUCUUCAUCAUCAGAAAAUCUGAGCGAAUGCUUUGUUACUAUAACAAGCGAUGUUACGAGCAGAGUUGCCUUGGGAAAGAAACAUAGCCAGGGUGAUACCGCAAGGGAUUUCAAAAAGCGAGUGAGGCAGAUUAUGGAGAUUGUAGGCGAGUUUCCGAUUGGGGACUAUAUCCCGGCUUUGGCAUGGAUAGAUAGUAUCAACGGUUUCAAUAAGAAAAUUAAGGAAGUGAGUCAAGCUUUUGGCGAGAUUAUGGACAAAGUGAUAGAAGAACAUGUAGAGGCAGGUAAUCGUAAAGAGGACUUCGUCGAUAUACUUUUAUCGAUAGAAGGCGAUAAGGAUAGCGGAUUACAGGCUGGAAGAAAUGACAUAAAGUUUGUGAUCUUGGAUAUGUUUUUAGGAGGGACAUCAACCACUUCAACUCUAUUAGAAUGGACAAUGACGGAGCUAUUCAGACAUCCAGAGUGUUUGAAGAAACUCCAAGACGAGGUUCGGUCGACCAUGACGCCAAAUACUUCAUACAUAAAAGAAAAAGAAGUUGCGAAUAUGAAAUACCUAAAAGCUGUGGUUAAAGAGGUGCUCAGGGUGCAUCCUUCUCUUCCAAUGAUAAUUCCUAGACUCUUAAGUGAAGAUGUCAAAGUUAAGGGAUACGACAUAGCCGCAGGGACAGAGGUGAUAAUCAAUGCAUGGGCAAUCCAAAGAGACCCGGCUGUAUGGGGACCAGAUGCAGAAGAGUUUAAACCAGAGAGACACUUAAAUACAACUUUGGAUUACCAUGGCAAAGAUGUAAACUACAUUCCAUUCGGAUCAGGGAGAAGGAUAUGUCCAGGAAUAGGACUUGCUUUGGGUUUGGCAGAGGUGACAAUAGCCAACCUUGUAGGCCGAUUUGACUGGAGGGUAGAGGAUGGUCCAAAUGGGGUUGAUUCUGAUAUAGCUGAAUCUGUUGGUCUUGAUAUUUGCCGCAAGUUCCCUCUCAUUGCAUUUCCAUCUUCUGUUAUGUAAUAUGUUUUCUCUUUUUACCUUGUUAUGAAAUUCAAUAAUAAUUAAGAUGCAAUUCAAUAAUA
This is a messenger RNA of Capsella rubella, 1622 nucleotides long. Its product is annotated as cytochrome P450 71A12. Bases 49 to 1560 code for a protein of 503 amino acids. The transcript has 4 exons. Gene Ontology annotation, molecular function: oxidoreductase activity, acting on paired donors, with incorporation or reduction of molecular oxygen; iron ion binding; heme binding. Lineage: Eukaryota; Viridiplantae; Streptophyta; Magnoliopsida; Brassicales; Brassicaceae. The record is from RefSeq and is a predicted model, not a curated record.